AUGUUGAUUAGAGCGGGUGGUGGUCAUCGCAUAAGAAGGUCAAAGAAGAAUAAAAGAACUUGCAAUGAUGAUAGAGAGACAGCAGAGUCAUUGAAUCCAGGAAGCUCUGUGUUAUUUGCAUGCUCGGGAAUAGCUAUAGAAUGCCAGGGGUGUGUUACAAGGUUUCUGACUUCAGCAAGUUUGGUUGAAGUGCGCUAUGAAGGCAAUGUUGUCACAGGAUUUUUGGGGAAAUAUGAUUUAGAUUAUGGCCUUUCUAUUGUUAAUGUCACAUCCUGCCUUGAUGUUCAAGCUGUACGUCUCACUCAUGUGGUGGACAUGGAAUUUCUUCCAUGUACAAAGGUAGUAGCUUUAGGGCGUGGCAUCUCUGGCAAAUUAGUGGCUACUGGUGGGAUACUGACCCACGAUUCAAGAGAAUCUGAAGAUAGUGAAGAGCUUAUGCUGUCCACUUGUAAAAUCUGUGAGGGUUGGGAAGGUGGCCCACUUUUCAAUACAGAAGGGAACCUUGUUGGCAUGAACCUUUUUUUUGUUAAAGAAAGAAAUGUGUUCCUGCCAACAAGUAUAAUCUUUGAACGGUUGGAGCAUUUUCGAAUAUUUCUGAGUGAAUUUCUCGAACGGUUACAGAACUUGAAGGCGUGCAGUACUGGUGAGACACUGGUACCUGAGAACAGUGGUGCUGAUCUAACAAGAUGCUUGAAGAAGAAUAAAAGAACUGAUGAUCUCACAAGCUUGAAUAUUAAGAGGACUGAUCUCGCAAGAAGCUCGGAGAAGAAAAGAACUUGCAGUGGUGGAGGAAAGACAACCAAGUCAUUGAUUUCUGGAAAUAGUGAUGUUCUUAUUGAUGAUCCAUUUGAGGAUUUAGACUUCUCAGGUUAUCCAAAGCCACCAAUAGAUAUGUCUGAUGGCAUGAUUUUAGUUAAUACUUUUGAAGAUACUUUUGGCGACAAAUAUGGCAGUGGUGUCUGGAGUGAACUCAGCGAAACAGUUUCUUGUAACAUAUCUCAAAACGUUGUUGCACUUGCUUCAUGCUAUGGUGAUUUUACAAUAAUGGAAAAAAGGAUUUUUGCAUGCACGGGUUUUUUUAUUGAAUGGAAUGGAUAUACAAGUAUUGUGACGUCAGCUAGCUUACUGUCAGAUUUUGUUGAUGACAAGAAGAUUCUUGAAGACUUAAGGAUUAAAGUGUUGCUUCCAACCAAACAUAUCAGAGAAGGGACAUUACAACAUUAUAAUUUACAUUACAAUGUUGCUCUAGUCAGUGUCAAGGAUUUCUGUUCUCCACAUCCAAUAGAUAUUGAACAUCGGAGGCAUAAUCGUCCUCGUCAAUUAGUAUCUGUAGGGCAUUGCAUAAAAUCAGGCAUAUUAAUGUCUGCAAGAGGAAUACAUGUGAACAGGUUGGGGAGACUGGAUUGCAAGUUGCUACAGUACUCCACAUGUAAAAUCACCAAGGCUGGGAUUGGAGGGCCUGUCGUUGAUCUUGACGGGCAAUUUAUUGGCAUGAGCUUCUAUGACAUGCAAAGAACUAGACCUCCGCACCUAUCAUGGGAUGUGAUUCUUGAUGUCUUGGCAUAUUUUAAGACAAAGCGGUCUGUUCCUGAAGUAGGCCAUGCUAGUUAUUAUCAAUCUGCUGCCCUGCUUGACUGGACUAUUUUUGGAGACAAGAGUGUUCGUUCAAACAGACAUUACAUCGUGUGCAAAUUGUUGGAUCGCAGUUGGCCUGUGCCCAAGGCAUUUUGGUGCCCUGCUGAGCUUUGCUGGCAUGGUGGGUGA
Molecule: messenger RNA, 1764 nt
Organism: Miscanthus lutarioriparius
Lineage: Eukaryota; Viridiplantae; Streptophyta; Magnoliopsida; Poales; Poaceae
Source: the annotation of a GenBank genome assembly